AUGAUGCGGGGCUCCAAGAAGAAGAAGAAGUGGGACACGGGGAGGAGCCCGGUGUCCGAGCUCCCGGACGACCUCCUGGUCGAGAUCAUCUCGCGCUUGCCCUACAAGUCCACCUGCUGUUGCCAGUGCGUCUCCACGCGCUGGCGCGAUCUAAUCUCCCACCCGGACCACCGCAAGAAGCUUUCUCAGUCGACCCUCGCCGGCUUCUUCUUUGAAACAUGGGACACAAAAAAGGUUUCUCGUCGUUACCAAAGCGUCUCCGGGAACUGGCGCCCUCCCAUCAACUCCUCCCUCUCGUUCCUGCCGCGAUGCGAGAAACUCCACAUAUUGGACUGCUGCAAUGGCCUCCUCCUCUGUAAGUGCUGGCAGGACACUGAUCGCAAGAUACUUGAUUACGUGGUGUGCAAUCCGGCCACCGAGAAGUGGGUGGUCGUGCCUGCCACAAACUGGUCCAGCAAGUUGUACAAAGCUCACCUGGGGUUCGAUCCAGUGGUCUCAUCACACUUCCAUGUUUUUGAGUUCGUACCUACCUAUGUCUGGGAUGGGGAUAAGAGUGGUGAUCAUAGUCAAAGAUACAUCAAAGUGGUGGGAAUCUACUCUUCCAAAGCUGGAGUUUGGACACGUCAGCGUGCAUGGGACCUUCCAAUUGAAACAGUCCACUUUAUAGGUAGCGCAUUUUUGACCGGGAUCCUGUAUUUAACUUCCAAUAAUGAUUUGGUUGCAACCGUUGACGUGGAUGGAAAUUGCAGUUCCGUUCGUGUUCCUAAACCACACUGUCCCGGUUGUGCUUAUGAUGUUUAUGUAUCACGGGGCCAUUUGUAUAUCGCAAAUUGUGAUGCUUCUGAAAUAUCAAUCUGGGUUUUAGAAGAUUUUAGCACUGCAAAAUGGACAUUGAAGCUCAAUGUCAGCUACGAGCUACUGUUUGGAACAAGGUAUUCAAGCCAUGAUGAUCAUUGCUGUGUUAUCUCAGCUCACCCAGAACAUAAUGUCAUAUUCAUAAUUGUAAAAUAUACUUUGUAUUGGCGUUCACUGGUGGAACUAUUUUCCUACGAAAUGGAUUCUAAGGAGCUGCGUUUGAUAUGUGAUCUUGGACGGGAAUCCAGCUUCCCUUAUCUUUCAUACGUUCCAUUGUUCUCAGAGUCAUUGGCAGAUGAACACUAA
Molecule: messenger RNA, 1161 nt
Organism: Triticum urartu
Lineage: Eukaryota; Viridiplantae; Streptophyta; Magnoliopsida; Poales; Poaceae
Product: F-box protein At5g07610-like
Molecular function (GO): protein binding
Source: RefSeq, a predicted model, not a curated record